Messenger RNA from Chiloscyllium plagiosum (whitespotted bambooshark), 6085 nucleotides. RefSeq names its product sodium-driven chloride bicarbonate exchanger-like. Gene Ontology annotation, biological process: bicarbonate transport; monoatomic anion transport; transmembrane transport. Gene Ontology annotation, molecular function: sodium:bicarbonate symporter activity; solute:inorganic anion antiporter activity; monoatomic anion transmembrane transporter activity. NCBI's taxonomy places the organism in Eukaryota, Metazoa, Chordata, Chondrichthyes, Orectolobiformes, Hemiscylliidae. The record is from RefSeq and is a predicted model, not a curated record. Gene Ontology annotation, cellular component: plasma membrane; basolateral plasma membrane.
CGCCGUGCGAUUGGUUGCCCAGGCCGGUGUUACCUGAUACGAAUAUCAAGCAGUGAGCCAGAGCAGCGGGGCUCGCGGUACAGGUACCAGCGGAGAGGAGACAUGGACAGCAAAGAGCAAGGAGCCCAAAUGGAGCCAUUGUUACCCACGAGAAAUGAUGAAGAAGCUGUAAUAGACAGAGGGGGAACUUGCACAAUUCAGAAAUCACAUUUUGAAAAAGAAGACUUGGAAGGUCAUCGGACUUUGUAUAUUGGUGUUCAUGUACCACGAGGAAGACGAAGCCAUCGACGUCACAGGCAUCGUGGACACAAACAUCGCAAGCGGGAUCGAGAGAGGGACUCUAGCACAGAGGAUGGCAGAGAGUCUCCUACAUAUGAUACUCCAUCCCAACGUGUGCAGUUUAUCCUUGGAACAGAAGAUGAUGACGAAGAGCAUAUCCCUCAUGACCUCUUCACUGAGCUUGAUGAAAUUUGUAUGCAUAAUGAUGAAGAUACAGAAUGGAAAGAGACUGCUAGAUGGCUAAAAUUUGAGGAAGAUGUGGAAGAUGGAGGAGAUCGAUGGAGCAAGCCAUAUGUUGCUACAUUGUCGCUUCACAGCUUAUUUGAAUUGAGGAGUUGUAUCAUCAAUGGGACAGUCCUGUUGGAUAUGAGAGCUAGCACUAUUGAGGAGAUUUCUGACCUAAUCUUGGACCAGCAAGUACCCUCAGGACUGAGUGAUGAGAUUCGUCAAAAGGUUCAUCAAGCCCUCCUGAAACGACAUCAUCAUCAGAAUCAAAAGAAGCUUAGUAAUCGAAUUCCUAUAGUGCGAUCCUUUGCUGACAUUGGAAAAAAACAUUCAGAUCCACAUUCAUUGGAUAAAAAUGCUGGUGGGAAGACCUCGAGACAUGUUGAAACCUCUCCUCAAAGAGCUUCAGGUCACAUGAUCUCACCACAGUCUGCACCUGCUAAUUUGGAAGGCAAAAUUGACGUCAGCCGAGAGAACAGUACAGUGGACUUUAGCAAGGUGGACAUGCAUUUUAUGAAAAAGAUUCCUGCGGGUGCAGAGGCUUCCAACAUUUUAGUUGGUGAACUUGAAUUUUUGGACCGAUCAAUAGUAGCAUUUGUCCGUUUGUCUCCUGCUGUUGUUCUCUCAGGAGUUGCUGAAGUUCCCAUUCCAACACGAUUUUUGUUUAUUCUCUUGGGGCCUCUUGGUAAAGGUCCACAAUAUCAUGAAAUUGGCAGGUCGAUUGCAACCCUGAUGACUGAUGAGGUAUUUCAUGAUGUUGCAUACAAAGCAAAAGAUCGUAAUGAUUUAGUUGCUGGUGUGGAUGAAUUUCUUGAUCAAGUAACUGUUUUGCCACCAGGGGAGUGGGAUCCAUCAAUUCGAAUAGAGCCACCAAAAAGUGUACCGUCCCAGGAGAAAAGAAAAAUUCCAGGGAUUCCAAAUGGAACCACAGCUCAUGGGGAUUCUGACCCAUUUGAAAUGCAUAGUGGACCUGAGCUGCAGAGGACAGGAAGGAUAUUUGGUGGAUUAUGUGAAGACAUCAAAAGAAAAAUUCCAUAUUACUGGAGUGAUUUUAGAGAUGCUAUCAACUUACAAUGUGUAGCAUCCUUUCUGUUCCUGUACUGUGCGUGUAUGUCCCCUGUUAUCACAUUUGGUGGUCUGCUUGGAGAAGCUACAGAAGGUUGCAUUAGUGCAAUUGAGUCUCUGUUUGGAGCGUCUAUGACAGGCAUAGCAUAUUCACUGUUUGCAGGGCAACCACUAACAAUCCUAGGAAGCACAGGACCAGUCUUGGUGUUUGAAAAGAUCCUGUUUAAAUUCUGCAAAGAUUAUGGUUUAUCCUAUCUUUCUCUGAGAACCUGUAUUGGACUUUGGACAGCUUUUCUUUGCUUAGUUCUUGUUGCUACAGAUGCAAGUUCGUUGGUCUGUUAUAUCACCCGUUUCACAGAGGAAGCAUUUGCUUCCCUUAUUUGCAUAAUAUUCAUCUAUGAGGCACUAGAAAAGCUGUAUCACCUUGGUGAGACAUACCCUAUCAAUAUGUAUAAUCACUUGGAGCAGUUGACCCACUAUUCAUGCAUUUGUGUAGAACCACAGAACUUGAACAAUAAAACCUUAGAGUACUGGAAUAACCUCAAUAUCACAGCAGCAGAAAUUCCAUGGGGAAAUAUGACACUGUCUGAAUGUGUAAAAUUUCAUGGAAGGUUCCUUGGCAUAGCUUGUGGGCACCAUGGUCCAUAUGUUCCUGACGUUUUAUUCUGGUCAAUUAUACUGUUCUUUUCCACAUGUACAUUAUCACAUUUCCUGAAGCAAUUUAAGACGAGUCGGUAUUUUCCUACCAAGGUACGAUCAACAGUUAGUGAUUUUGCUGUCUUUCUUAGUAUCGUAACUAUGGUUUUAAUUGAUUAUGGUCUUGGGAUACCAUCGCCGAAGCUCCAAGUCCCUAGUGUUUUCAAGCCAACCAGAGAUGACCGUGGUUGGUUGAUUAAUCCUUUGGGUCCAAACCCAUGGUGGACUGUCCUUGCAGCUUUUAUUCCGGCCCUCCUUUGCACUAUACUCAUUUUCAUGGACCAACAGAUCACUGCAGUUAUUGUCAACAGGAAGGAACACAAAUUGAAGAAAGGAUGUGGUUACCAUUUGGAUUUGAUAAUUGUGUCCAUCAUGCUUGGAGUUUGCUCUAUUUUGGGAUUGCCCUGGUUUGUGGCUGCUACUGUGCUCUCCAUAUCACAUGUCAACAGCCUGAAAUUGGAGUCUGAAUGUUCUGCACCUGGCGAACAGCCAAAAUUCUUGGGUAUCCAUGAGCAACGAGUUACUGGCCUUAUGAUAUUUGUCCUUAUGGGGUUAUCUGUCUUCAUGACCUCUGUUCUACAGUUCAUUCCAAUGCCAGUAUUGUAUGGAGUGUUCUUGUAUAUGGGCGCAUCUUCUCUCAGAGGAAUUCAGUUAUUUGAUCGGUUGAAACUCUUUGGGAUGCCUGCAAAACACCAACCAGACUUCAUCUACCUACGACAUGUGCCUCUUCGGAAAGUUCACCUCUUCACUGUGAUUCAGGCUUCUUGUUUGAUUAUCCUUUGGAUAAUAAAAGCUUCUCGGGCUGCCAUUGUUUUUCCUAUGAUGGUAUUGGCCCUCGUGUUUGUCCGAAAACUGAUGGAUUUCAUCUUCACUAAGCGAGAGCUGAGCUGGCUAGAUGAUGUGAUGCCUGAAAGUAAAAAGAAAAAAUUAGAAGAUGAAGAAAAAGAAGAAGAACAAAUAAUGUUGACAAUAGAAGAAGGAACAAUUCAGUUACCUUUGGACGGAGGUUACAGGGAUGAUCCUUCUGUUAUUAACAUUUCUGAUGAAAUGGCCAAAACUGCUGUCUGGAAAGCACUCCCAAUGAAUACUGGAAAUGCAAAAAAUAAAGACACUUUCUUUGCAUCAAAAAGCGCACAUGUUCAUCUUGAACGAAGAAAAGAGAAGAAUGUCAACUCAGGGAAGGGUAUCGACAGGGAAACAUGUCUUUGAUCUACUUUAUUAAUCGUUUCAUGUUUAACCUGCUCAAUUAGUGGAAAAUUAGUGUGAUAUGUAGUUAUACAAUCAAAUUCAAUUCCAAUCUAUCAAUUUACCAUUAAACCAGCAAAUAAUAACUUAUGAACAGUGUUGGAUGCACUAAUAUACUAUUAGGUACUAGUAAGUGUUUCAAGAUUUCACAUGUGAAAAUAUUAGUGUAUCAGAUGUGCACUUGAUAUAAAAAAAAACUGCAGUUUACUACUUGUAGCAUAUUGGUCAAAUAUCUCAUCUAGAUUUUAUAGCUGUAAUUUAAAAGUUAGUAUUUGUGAUUUUACAUUUUAAAUAUGUAGUUACCUACUUAUUUAUAUUGCUUUAUACGGUUAUAUUUAGACUGAGCUAUUCGGAAGUGUUAAGUUAGUGUUGGCAUUAUAUACCAUUCAAUAACAUAUUUUCUCUUAGAUGCUUUUCAUAGCCUCUUUAUUUUAUGUAUUAUGCAAAAUGCAAAAGCUUUAUCUGGGAGAUAUACAAAAUGAUCUAUAUUUCCAUAGAGAGAAUGAUUAUGGAAAAUUAAUAUAUUUACCACUUUAGAUCCCUUUCUAAAUCUAUUCUGAGUUAAUUUAUGAAUAUUUAACAAGUUAACAGAUUUUAUUUAAUGCUGCAAGGUUAGUAACAUUGGUCAAGCAGGGAGUGUUUAGGAUUUACUGUUAAAGUAUCCAGUGAGAAGCAAUGAUUUUCUCAUUGCUGGUAAUAUGUAAUAUAGUAAUGAUAAUACCGUAGUUCUGUUUCUGAAAAAGGCACAUUUUGUCAACAGGUGAAGUUGACUGUAACAAGUUGCUACUGUGUUGUAGCAAUAAGAGUGGUAUACCCCUAACAGGAUGCUGCCAUGAUGUAAAAAGAUGUUCUGCCUAUCAUACGUGAAUAAUGUGGUAUACAAAUUUCAGUGCUGAUAUGAUGCGAAGGCAUAUGUCACAAGGACAGGUUCCAGCUGUUCACUAUGGGCAUAGUAUUUACCCAUACCCCAAAAGCCCAUGCUUGCAAAACCCAAAACUUCGAGUUCAACAUUAGAUGUGAUUUCAUGUUUGGACAACAUUUGCUAAAUAGGUAGGAAUUAUACCAACAACCAGUUUAUGAUUGGCACUUAGGUUCAUUGUGUGGUACUCUUGUGUGUACUUGAAACUAUGUAUGUUCAUCUAAAGGGUUCUGUGUUUUGCAGAUAGAAAGAACAUGUACAAGCAUUGUAUCUGUUUUAACCUAACAAAAUAGGGAACAGACAAUUUAUCUGUUUCAUUCUUCAGGGCAUUGCCUUGAAUAAUUUAAAACUGCUUGUUUAACUUUAAAUAAAGCUUGACAAUUAACUGUCAGUCAUACAGUACAGAAUGUUAUUUUGUAUUCUUCCAAUAUUCUGAUGACAGCGAGAUAUGGAAGGUCAACAAAAUGUCUUUUUUCAGCAAUAAUCAUGUUUUAUACUACGAAAUGAAGAUUCAACUUAAUUCUAAUUAAAAUUGCAAUAUUAAAGAGGCUGUUUAUUUUGCAUAGCACACAUAAUUUAUAGUACACUUUCUCUGUGUAUUUUAAAUGAGGACUUCCCCAAUUGAGAUUGUAAAUUGAAAUUCUGGGUUGCAAGUUCUGGGUUGCAGCAAUGGCCAUCUGUGAAGUUUGAACUUUUAUAACAGUUCUGUUUUCAUUCUCCCAGACAGGCUUCCACUGUAGUAGACACACUCCCCACCACACCUUCUGCCCCAUUUUUCCAAUCCACCCUUCCCCAUGCAGGUCCCCUUCCCUAUAUCAUAGUUCUCAUUUAGCAGUCAGGCACUUUUCCAAUGUCAAAAUAAGGUUACAAUGAGGAAAAGUUUCGGAAGCACUGUUUGAAAGCUUUGCAAUGAUCUGACAAAGAAACAAAACCAGCUAAUCAUUAUUAUUAGUAAGGGGUCCAUUUUGUUUCUGUGAACCUGUUCAAUCCAAUAAGAAAACAUAAAUUUUCAUUGUGAAAUGAAUGAAAAGCAAAAUAUCUGUAAUCUGUACACAAAAUAACUAAAAUUGGCCAGUAAUUUAGAAUUUUCACACAUUUCUCUGUAGUACACUAAAAUAAAUUUUGUUAAUUGAAUUUAGAAAUGUCACUUAAUCGUAUUACAAAUCUUUUUAAUGUAUGUAAAUGUAUUGUUUAAGAGAUCUAUUAGCACAACUGGGUUUUUCAUUCGUGAUUCAAUUAAAGUUAUAUCUGUAUAUGAUGGCUGAACAUUAAAAUUCACAAAGCAAUUUAUUUUAAUCUUUUUGAUGGAAUGCUAUAAUUGCAUAACAAAGGUUAAUAUCAGUAGUUGUUUUAUGCAGAAAUGUAAAUACAGAUUUAUUCAAUAUGGAUCAGCUCUUCUGUAUUUUUAAUGGCAUUCUUAUGUUGAACAACUCUAAAUUUGUUCCUUUUUAAAUUUGCUAUUCUUGUAAAAUGUGAUAAAACAAGGUAAGCAUAAUUUAUUGUAUUAAUAUGUCUAGUGUUGUUGAUUAAAGAACGUAGAAUCUACAAUUGGGUUUUACUUUCGCUAACUAUGAAAAUGUUUGGUUCCAUUUUAAUCCGUAUUGAAUAUACUAUGCUUCUAAAAUAUCUUUUAUCUUCUGGAGCAUAAAUAUUAAA